CGCCAACUCACCCUCGUCCACCCCCGGAACGUCGUCCAAGACGCGCUCCGUCCUCUCCUUACACCCACUCUCUUUACCAGUCCACUCUUUAUCUUUAUUAAGCCCCUUCUCCCCUUCCAACAAGGCGACCGCACUAUGGACUCUUACUUUGACGUUUCUCCCAUGUUGCCCCAAGAUAACACCACGGCGGACGCCCGCCAGAGGUUCGAGAGCUUCAAGUUUGGCGGUGGCGUUCCCCCUCCGAGCCAGGCCACCCAUCUUCGCCGCCCUUCACACGCGCGCUCUCGCUCUCGCAACAACUCUGUUACUUCUUUUACUUUUCCUUCUCACUCCCAGACUCCUUCUAUGAAUGAUGUCCCCUCUCAACUCCCCCCUGUACCAUCAAACUCUCCUCCCAAGCGCCCCAACUCACAUCAUCGACGCCGGUCUUCUGUCUCCACUCGCUGCGAGUCGGCAGAGCUUAUGGGUGUCUCCAUCCCGGACCUGCCCCUUUCGAACUCGAACGACAAUGUCAACUUUGGCGAUAAGGAUUCCAUCCGCCGCCGCGCCCUCUGGGCCCUCGAGGGCAAGCCUGACGUAUCAUUUGCCAAGGUGGAAAUUCCCGAGCUUGAUUCGCCUAGUUUGUCCAAAGGCGCUUCCGACUUUCCCCCCAAGCCUUCAUACGCCCCUGCAUCAAGCCUUGGCGGGUUUUCCAAUGGGCUCGGCGCUACUUCUGGCAAGCGCGACUCUUUCAAGUUCAUGACGUCGACCUCUUCCAUGGAUCAGCUGGGAACGUUGCUAGAGGAAGAGGAAGAAGAAGAAGAGGAUGUGGACGAGCAAGAGAAGGAAGUUGAAGAGUACACUCCCGCCUUCAUUGCUCCACUGUCUCUGGAGCCAAUCUCUUUGCCUAAGCCUGCCUCACGACCCCGGCCAGCGAGCCUGAACUUGCGACCCCUCUCCCUGGUUGCCUCCAACACAGUUCAGUCUGCGCCGAGCUGCCUCCCCACUCCCACCCAGACGCCCAGCCCUCGCCCACCUGUCCUGCGGUCGCGGACUUUGGGUUCUUCUUCCGGGUCGAAUGGUAUGCCUCACUCCGCCUCACCCGAUCGCUUCACGAUUGUCACGAACCCACUUUCAAAUGAUGGAUGUAUGGCUGCCUUCGCUAGCUCUCCAGUCCGCCGCCCUUCGCUUGAUUCACAGGCGGAUCCUUCUGAUGUCUCCCUCAAGAGGCGCAGCAGCAUUGGCUACAAGCACUCUAACGACUCAACGUCUCGCGAUCUGGUGGCUCUUCCAACUCCAGAGCUGACCCCCACCGAGCGCAAGUUUUCGACCGCGCUCGACUCCGAGUCCUCCGCUCCACAGCCUCUCUCUGCAGCAGAGCAGCAUUUUUUAUUCAAGUCUCACAAUCUGCUCUUGGCGCGUAUUUCUGACCUUGAGCGUGCGCUUCGUACACGUUCUCGGUCGCCAGCCUCUCGUCCUAUCUCCCUUGCGUCCGAUGCAUCUUUGACGCCGUCAGAACCCAGUGCCGAGCUGCUGCAGGUUGUUGCCGAUCUUAAGGCGGAGAGAGAUGAGCUCAAACGAGACGUUGAGGGGUGGCGAACUCGCGUUGCGGAUGCCAACCAGCACGCUAGUCUCCUCACCAAGCGCAUAGAACAGGAGCGCCGGGAUGCUUGGGUUGCCAGGUCUCGUCUUGGCUUGCUUGAGAUGGAGAAAGCCGGUGUGGACAAGUUGCUCGUAGAGAAGACCAACGAACUCCGGCAAACAAUGGAAAAAGCUGCCCUGGUCGAAAAAGAGCGCGACGAUCUUAGGUUCGAUGUGGGCGCACUGCAGGCCCGAUUGCAGGAUGCGGACUUCAUCAUGGGUGAAGUCGACAACCUACGUGCUUCGUUGGAUCAAGAACGGGCCCGGCGCAUUGAGCUGGAGAAAAUGCUCGAGGACGUUGGCAUGGGCCCAACCCCCAAGGUCGCGCGCGCUCCGUUUCAGGGUUCGUUCCGUUUCCGAGGCUUCCAAUCCAUAGAUUCAGAAAGCUCCACUACAGACGUGGAGUCGGUGGAUGACACCUUCAUGAAGGCUGAAACCACUUUGAACUCGGUCACUGAAGAGGAUGAAGAGGCAGACUCAGACGAAGAUGCUCUCGUUGGCUAUGAAGACGAGGACGACACCGACAUGAGCUUCCAGAGCCCCGAUGGUUCAUCAAUCGGCUCCGAGGAUGAGUUGUCCACCCGCUUUCUUCAGACUCCCUCACGGCCCUCCCAUGUCGUUCAGGGCUCUUUGUCCAAGACAUGGACUUUCCCUAGGGGUAAAGCGGUUGAAGUUGAACAAGCCGACGAGGUCGAUCAUUUCUUUGGCUGUCUGGAUGACUCCGACAACUCUCCUCUCGACAUGUUUGGUGACGAUGGCGGAAAGGGCCUUUUUGCUUCGUCGUUCGGUCAGCACGCUUGUGAUGACGACGAACUGCCCUUCAUCAUCCCUGCGCACGUUGGUACGGUUGACGGUCGUCCACCAUCGGUUGUCAUUGCCAAUCCGGGAGAUAUUGACGAGGACGAGUUGACUUUCCACGGUGAGGAAGUGGAGGGCGGUAUCAAGUUCACGUUCAACCCACCCCCACCUGUCUUCUGCGUCACUCCUUCCGUCGAUGACGAUGAUACUUCGUAUUUUGAUUAUCCCGCCUACGAGCAUGCCAUGAUCCCAACGCCAGACGACAACGCACAAGAGGAGCCCGAGUCGAUGCUUCCAGAAAUGGAGGAUUCGCCCUCCACUCCGACUCGCCAACCUCACGUCUUGCGUGCCCCUUCUCCUUCGUCUAUUCCUCGGGCAGUAAAUUCGUGGUCAUUCUCCUCGACUACCACUCCGCCCAGCGCCUCAAGGGUACCUACAGGUCCUUCAAGCAGAUCUUUUGCUUCCCCUCCAUCUCGUAUUCCGCAACUGGCGACACCAUCAAAGCUUCCGAGAAUCUCCGGCAAGGUGUCAACGGCAGGUACCAACAAUGGUUCGACCUCUAAGCCUUUGCCUAAGCCACGCGUGAAUGCACCUGACUCAUUUUCUCUCAUUUCACAGUCCUUUCGUCAGCUGCCUGCGGCUCUGCUUCGCGAACGGCACCAAUUGGCCACAACCCGGCGAUGAUGGACACCCUUCCCUCCCCUUUGGGGAACCGACUCGAUCGAUGUGAAUACCCCGAACCGCCUAUUUCAACCUUUUCUUCUUUCAUGUCUUCACCUUUAUCCACACGAUUCAACUUGCAAAAAUUCUCAAGCUUCAUCCCUCUGUCGUGGGCGGCACAGGAUGCCCCUACUGACCCCAGCCAACUGCCUGCCCGUACCGCGGAGUCAAGCGGGUAUGGUGGGCACAAUAGCCUCACGAGAGCAACAACUAGUAAAUACACCUCUCGAGAGAAACAGUUGGAAAGGCUCAGACAACGUCUACAGGAUGAAGGGCAGAUGGCUCAGAACAAGCUAGAUGUCGGUGUAUAUCAGGACGACAGUUCAGAUAUGCUGUACAUGUGAGUUGAACUGUUGUUCCGCCGUUUUGGCUGUGAUAUUGCCCGCGAUUGGCUUAGUCUAUAGUUUUUGUUUUGGAUGUCUUCAAACUGCCUGUGGCAGUCAGCAUUUUACAUGCUACGGCGUGACUUGUGUUUCCUGUAUUUAUACCGCACGCACGUACGUUUCUUGACAAGAACACUUAUGGACAUUUCUUGGUCAUGCCCGUAACUCCCAAUUCAUGCAUAUGUCCUGUUUCCUCUACAUCUAUCAAUGUGAGCUGCG
Messenger RNA from Coniophora puteana RWD-64-598 SS2, 3740 nucleotides. RefSeq lists its product as uncharacterized. The coding region runs from base 136 to 3102 and encodes 988 amino acids. The record is from RefSeq and is a predicted model, not a curated record. Lineage: Eukaryota; Fungi; Basidiomycota; Agaricomycetes; Boletales; Coniophoraceae. The transcript has 4 exons.